CGGGCAUCGGUCCAACCAGGCAUCAAGGUCAAUUUGGCUCAACAGCGGCACCCGCGUCAUCUGGCAAGGCAGUGGGCUCCGACAGUCAACUGUAUGACCCGCGGGCACUGGGUCCUGACAUUGGAUCUUCCUGAACUGGACAGCGGGCAUCGGGGUCAAAGGCAUCAGGUCAUUUGGCUCAACACGCGGCACCGCGUCAUCUGGCAAGGACAUGUGGGCUCCGAGUCAACUGGUAUGACCGCUGGGCACUGGGCAAUCAGACAUAUGGAUCGUCUGACUGACAGCGGGGCCACAUCGGGUCACCAGGCAUCAGGUCAAUUUGGCUCAAACAGCGGGCACCGCGUCAUCUGGCAAGCAGUGGGCUCCGAGUCAACUGGUAUGACCGCGGGCACUGGGUCAGACAUGGAUCGUCUGACUGGACAGCGGGCAUCGGGGUCACCAGGCAUCAUGUUACAUUUGGCUCAACACGCGGGCACCGCGUCAUCUGGCAAGGCAGUGGCUCCCGAGUCAACUGGUAAAACCGCGGGCAACUGGGUCAGCACAUUGGAUCGUCUGACUGGACAGCGGGCAUCGGGUCCACUAGGCAUCAGGUCAAUUGGCUCAACAGCGGGCACCCCGUCAUCUGGCAAGGCAUUGGGCUCCGAAUCAACAGGCACGACAGUGGGCCCGGUCCAGGCAUUUGGAUCGUCUGGCUCGACAGCGGGC
Molecule: messenger RNA, 705 nt
Organism: Staurois parvus
Lineage: Eukaryota; Metazoa; Chordata; Amphibia; Anura; Ranidae
Source: the annotation of a GenBank genome assembly